GGCACGGCCCAGGGAUCCACGCUGCCUCGCAGGAGAGGAGAUGGCGACUGUGGCGGGACAGACGGAUGCCUGGGCCCUACGCCUCAGGGCCCUGCUCCUGCCUCUGCUCUUCCUGGAGACAGCAGGUUCCCAGCUGCAGGUGACCACGGCGCCCUCCUCCACGGCCCGCGUGGGCUCGGGGGCCCUGCUGCAGUGCCGGUUUGAUAUCGGGGGGCCCGUGGCCCUGAACUCCCUGCAGGUGACGUGGUAUUUCUGGGAGGAGAAGGUGGCCUGGUACGACCAGGGCAGCAGAAAAGCCCUGCACAAAGCCAGCCUGCCAUCAGAGAAGGAGCUGCAGAGCGGAGACGCCUCCCUGUCGCUGGCUGCGGUGACCGUGCCCGAUGGGGGCUUGUACCGGUGUGUUGUGGGGUACGGGACGCAGCAGCACAAGGGGGAGACCACCCUACACCUGCUUGCUGCCCCCAUGAUCUCCAUCCCAAGAAAACCAGCUGUGGCCGAUGCUGAGACCUCCCUCCUGUGCCACAUGUGGGGGUUCUUCCCCAAGGACGUGGACGUGGUGUGGAUGAGAGAUGGGCAGGUCCUGAAGGGCUCCACCCUCUCCAGCCCCCAGAGGAACCCAGACGGGACCUUCAACCUCACCCUGACCUACACCUUCACACCCACCCUCAGCGACGCCGGCAGCAUCUUCUCCUGCCACAUCCGCCACAAGGCUCUGGAGCAGCCCAUACAGGAGGAUGUCUCCCUGGACAUCCUAGCGGGGGAUCGGACUGGUGCCGUGGUUGGAGCCGUCCUGGGGAUCCUGCUCGGAGCAGGAGCUGCGGCUGCUGCAGCCAUUUACUUCUGGAGGAAGAGAAAAAAAGCCUGGCAUCCACACCCUCUGGACCUGGGUGAAGUCUCCCACCUGCAGGCCCUGGUCUCUGGGCAUCCAUGGACCCUGCGUGCUUGA
Molecule: messenger RNA, 946 nt
Organism: Alligator sinensis (Chinese alligator)
Lineage: Eukaryota; Metazoa; Chordata; Crocodylia; Alligatoridae
Product: natural cytotoxicity triggering receptor 3 ligand 1-like
Exons: 5
Coding region: 41-946 (301 amino acids)
Source: RefSeq, a predicted model, not a curated record